Messenger RNA from Esox lucius (northern pike), 3387 nucleotides. RefSeq names its product adaptor related protein complex 3 subunit mu 1 (gene ap3m1). Gene Ontology annotation, biological process: endocytosis; intracellular protein transport. Gene Ontology annotation, cellular component: clathrin adaptor complex; cytoplasmic vesicle. The transcript has 10 exons. The record is from RefSeq and is a predicted model, not a curated record. Lineage: Eukaryota; Metazoa; Chordata; Actinopteri; Esociformes; Esocidae. The coding region runs from base 84 to 1340 and encodes 418 amino acids.
GGCUGUGUAUAGUAGUGGCCAGACGCCUUGCUCUAUUAGUGCCACAGAUACAUUCCUGCUAUUAGCACUGGAGCUCAGCAGAGAUGAUCCACAGUCUGUUCUUGGUCAACCCUUCAGGGGACAUCUUCCUGGAGAAGCACUGGAAGAGCGUGGUCAGCCGGUCGGUGUGUGACUACUUCCUGGAGGCCAGAGAGAAGGCUCUGGAUCCGGAGGACGUUCCACCUGUCAUAUCCACCCCACAUCACUACCUCAUCAGCAUCUACAGGGACAAACUGUUCUUCCUGUCUGUCAUUCAGACUGAGGUUCCUCCACUCUUUGUCAUCGAGUUCCUCCACCGAGUCGCAGAGAUGAUUCAGGACUACUUUGGGGAGUGCUCGGAGACAGUCAUCAAGGACAACGUGGUGAUGGUAUAUGAGUUGCUGGAAGAGAUGCUUGACAACGGGUUCCCCCUAGCAACCGAAUCUAAUGUCCUCAAAGAGAUGAUCCGACCACCGACCAUCCUACGGUCUGUUGUUAACACUCUGACAGGGAGCAGUAACGUUGGAGACAAGUUGCCAACUGGUCAGCUGUCGACCAUCCCGUGGAGGCGGGCCGGAGUGAAGUACACCAACAACGAAGCUUACUUUGAUGUGGUGGAGGAGAUUGACGCCAUCCUCGACAGAACCGGUACAACAGUGUUUGCAGAGAUCCAGGGAGUGGUUGAGGCUUGUGUGAAGCUUUCUGGGAUGCCUGACCUCACACUGUCUUUCAUGAAUCCUCGUCUCCUUGACGAUGUAAGUUUCCACCCAUGUGUUCGCUACAAACGCUGGGAGUCUGAGCGGGUGCUCUCCUUCAUUCCUCCCGAUGGCAACUUCACUCUCAUGACCUAUCACGUCAACGCACAGAACCUUGUAGCCAUCCCAGUGUACGUGAAACACAGCAUCAACUUCUUCGAGAGCGGCUCUGGUGGUCGCCUGGACUUGACAGUCGGACCGAAGCAGACCAUGGGGAAGACGGUUGAGGGGGUGUUGGUCACGGUCCACAUGCCCAAAACGGUCCUCAGCGUCAGUCUGAACGCUACGCAGGGGAGUUACACGUACGACAAUGCUACAAAGGUGUUGGUGUGGGACAUUGGCAAGUUGAACCCCCAGAAGCUUCCUAACUUGCGAGGCAGUUUGAGUCUGCAGACCGGAGCCCCCAAACCAGAGGAGAACCCGAGUUUGAACAUCGAUCUGAAGAUACAGCAGCUAGCCAUUUCAGGACUGAAGGUGAACAGGCUGGACAUGUUUGGGGAGAAGUACAAGCCUUUUAAAGGGGUCAAAUACAUCACCAAGGCAGGAAAGUUCCAGGUGCGGAUGUAAAGAGUGACUCCUAAAGAUCAUAGGUCUCUUAGCCAAUACGCCAAGUGCUCUCAAUCUGUAGUUCCUAGCUGCAAAGGUCCAUCACGGCCAAUGUCUGAAACUCGUAAAUAGGGUCCACAGCGCAGCGGACGACUUUGCCUCUGCAACAGCUAACUCUGAAUCGAGCUACAUGCCCAAUGUUGCCUCUUACCUUAUGCCUUUUCAUGUGCCUCCACCCCCACUGUGUUUCGGGACACAGCCUGUAUUCAGAAUGCGUUGAUUAUUGAAAUAUUUGAAUGGAAUGGUUCAAUGAAAGGGAACUGUUCUGCACAAUCAGCCAAUUGUUUUUCCUGUUUUACUAGAGAAAAUUAUUCCAUUAUUCCUCGGAUUUGAUACUAUUACAGUUCUGUCAUUACUAUUGUGUUACUACACAACACACACCCUUUGGAAAAUGCAUUUUGCACCUGCUUGUUUCCAGAAUUGAAUCACUCCCAGACAAUCUCCCUGUGUUAAAGCACACCUUUAUAUAGGGACAGUACUCUCUCUCACUUUUGUAUCUAUUUUUGUCUCUAAGCAGGUAAAGAUGUAAUGUCUGUUUUAUAUGAAAUGUAUAUAUGGAAAAUGUUUUACCUUACUAAUCCUCUAAUGCUGAGAAACCUUGAAAAAGAGGGGACUGUUACUUGGAUAUUGCUAUGUGUCUGUUAAUUUACAGGCUAAUAUUGACUGCAGCAAUGAAUAAUGUUAAUGUCUUGAUAAUGUAUUGGUCAGUAAGGUAAUAAUGUGAAUAUAGUUUAACAUGUGUUUGUUAUUAAAUAGGCUAACACUCACUGCAGCGAAAAAUAAAUAUAUGUGAAGGCAAUACAGCAAGAAAUGUCCCACCCUCAUCGGUGCCUUUUGGGUUAACACUGUAACCAUUGUCAUGUACAGCACAUCAUGCUUGAUACAAAUGGGGCUAGAGUAGAAGUUAGGGUUGAACUUGUCUGGUUAGCAGACACUUCUGCCAUUUGUUCAAAGUAUCUUGUGGAUGCUCAUGGCCAUUGUUAACAAUCAUUGAGACCCACAGAAUCAGUUGUAAAAUAUCCAUUAGGUCAAUCAGCUCAAUCUACUGGCAAAACCUUUGCCAUGAAGCUCCAAAGUUCAGAUGCCUUUCUGAGUCAUAUUAUCCUCCUUGAGAUUGGAGCAAUGUCUCUCAAAUGUAAUUGCUUUGACAUGAUUUAGAAUGACCCACAUCUGUCUAUAUAAGGUUGCACACUUCACAGUGCAUGUCAGAGAAGAAACAAAGCAAUGUCCGAGGAGCUCUCCACAGAGGAUUGUAUAGAGGCCAAAGUUCCCAGAACACAUUGGUCACCAUCAUAGUGAAAUGGAAGAACUUUGAAAUCACCUACAGUAGUGGUGGCUGUCCUGCCAAACGAAGUAACCAGGUCCUUGGUCAGGGAGGUGACAAAGAAUCCAAAGGCCACACUAACAGAGAGUCAGAGUGUCUGCAGAGAUGGGAGAACCUGCCUGGGGGACAACCAUCUGCAGCACUCCAUGAAUCAGGCCUUUAUGGUAGAGUGGCUAGACAGAAGCAACUCCUGUGUAAAAGGCAUAUAACAUGCCACAUAAAAGACUCACAUGAAGGAUUUCCUGGUUUGAUGACACCAAAAACAAACUAAUAUACCUGAAUGCCAAGCACUACAUUUGGCAAAACAAGGUAUCUUUCAUCACUUGGUUAAUGCCAUCCCUAUGGCAAAGUGUGGUAGGAGCCUCAUAUCAUCUCAGAAGCAGGAUCUUGUAAACUGGUCAGGAUUGAAGGAAGGAUGAAUACAGUACAACACAGGGAGGUCCUUGAUGUAAACCUAAAAAAUCAUCCAAUCUUAACAGCUUGAGAGGAUCUGUGAGGAUGAAGGAGAAAAUCCAGAAUCCUGGUGUGCAAAUCUGAAAGGCAUACCCAAAAGGAUUCUCAGCUGUGAUUGCUACCAGUGGCUCCUCUAUAAUGUACAAAGGGUCUGAAUACUUAUGUACAUGACCUACAAUAUAUCAUUUAUUUUCUCCAAUAAAAUUGGCACAAAUUUCUAAGAAUGUGUUU